Molecule: messenger RNA, 1068 nt
Organism: Eruca vesicaria subsp. sativa (arugula)
Lineage: Eukaryota; Viridiplantae; Streptophyta; Magnoliopsida; Brassicales; Brassicaceae
Source: the annotation of a GenBank genome assembly
AUGAAUCCCCUUGUGGGUCACCUCCUCUGUUCUUCCCAUGGUUCUGAAGACAUCCAUAGAUCUAGGCCUCUUCAACAUCCUAUCCGAAUCUGGCCCUUCUUCUCCCCUCUCUGCUUCUCAGAUCAUGUCUCUCUUGUCUACUCAAACACAAAACACCAUGAUUCAACCUUACUCAAUCGGAUUCUUCAAUGUCUAGCGAGCUAUUCCAUACUCACGUGCUCUGUUUCCACUGACCAAGGCGAGCCACGUGAGGUCUACGGCUUAGCUCCUGUUGCCAAGUACUUCACCAGCAACCGAGGCUCAGGAGGCUUGUUGGCUCCGAUGGUUAAUCUUUUUCAAGACAGGGUCGUGACUGACAUCUGGUACAACCUUAAAGAUUCUGUUCUUGAAGGAGGACUUCCAUUAAACAAGGCUCAUGGUUCGAGCGCUGUCGAACUGGUAGGCAGAGAUUCAAGAUUCAGAGAAGUGUUCCAAAGCUCCAUAAAAGGUUUCAAUGAAGUUUUCAUGGAAGAAGUUGUGAAUAAGUACAAGGGUUUUGAUGGUGUGAAGUCAUUGGUUAAUGUUGGUGGUGGAGAUGGCUCUAUUCUCCGUAAAAUAAUCUCCAAGCAUCAUCACAUCAUCAAAGCUAUUAACUUUGACUUUCCUCUGUUAUCAACACUUCACCAGUUUCUCCAGGUAUGUAUAAUACAAGUUCUUGCAAAUAUUCUGUUGCAUGGUGAAAUGAUAUUGUGGGUUUUAGGCACUGAGAAUGUUGCUGGAGACAUGUUUACAAGCAUUCCUAAAGGAGAAGCCGUUUUCAUGAAGAUACUCAGAAACUGUCAUCAAUCGCUACCGGCAAAUGGUAAGGUGAUUGUGAUCAAUAUGGUAAUCUCGAAUUUUCCUGGAGAUAUACUUUUAGACAGAAGCUUGUUUCAGUUUGAGAUGUUCAUGACGAGCAUAAACCUAUCUGGAAAAGAAAGAACAAAGAAAGAGUUUGAGGUAUUAGCUUGCCUCGCUGGAUUUUAUAGUGGUCAAGUUCCAUUUACAUCUCUUUGUUUCUCUGUUGUUGAAUUCCACAAGAGUGCGUGA